Messenger RNA from Spirometra erinaceieuropaei, 1046 nucleotides. Lineage: Eukaryota; Metazoa; Platyhelminthes; Cestoda; Diphyllobothriidea; Diphyllobothriidae. The record is from the annotation of a GenBank genome assembly.
AUGGUUUGGGAUCCGCGUCUCCUACAAAACGUACGGCCGGCUCCCCAACCGCCUGCGGAUGACUUCCAGUCACGUCUAUCCACAGCUACCGUCCAUGAACCUCUCUUCGCCGACGACUGUGUAUUGAACAUUCCCGCGGAAAAGGUCAUUCAAGGGAGCAAAGAUCUCUUCUCCGCCGCCCGCGAAAACUUUGGUCUGAGCAUUAACACGGAAAAGACGGUGGUCAUGCACCAACCGCUACCCCACACAGCCCACACUGCGCCGCAACUCAGCGUGAACGGAGCCCAACUGUAAGUGGUGACCAAUUUCACGUAUCUGGGUAGUACCCUCUCCUGCAACGCCAAAAUUGACAACGAAGUUGCCGCUGGAUUUCGAAGACCAGUCAAGCCUUCUUUCGUCUUCCAAACACAGUUUUCAAUCGUCACGGUCUUCAGCUCAGCAAGAAACUGGAGAUGUAUAAGGCCGUCAUCCUUCUGACGUUACUGUAUGGAGCAGAGUCUUGGACGGUGUACAUGAAACAGGUACGCCGACUCAACCACUUCCACCUCAGUUGUCAUUGUGGAAUACUAAAGCUGAGGUAGCAUGGCCGAAUCCCAGACUGGCGUACGCCACUUCGGAAGGGGACGUGAUCCUCUCCGCCGCCACCUGUAACAACUUCGACCUGAUCAUAAGCACGGAGAAGGCGGCGGUUAUGCAUCAACCGCCACCCGACGCUGCCUAAAUCGAACCCCAAAUCAAUGUGAACGGCAUCAUUGCAAGUUGUGGACAACUUCACCUACCCAAGCAGCACCCUCUCCUGCAACACCAAAAUCAACGAUGAGGUGGCUUGCCGGAUUUCCAAAGCCAGCAAAGGAUUCAGCCUUCUGAAAAACACCACCUGGUACCGUCACGGUUGCCAUCUCGUCUACGGAGAUGUCUCCGCGGACUCCAGCCGACAAGGAGGCCAAAUCCGUCGCUUAAAGGACACUCUGAGGACCUCCUCAAGCGUCUUCAAAUCAACCCGGUCAACUGGGAAGACCUCGCCCUUGACCGACCGACUUGGAUGA